UUCUCUUCUUCCAUGCAGUGUGGUCAUGGGCGUGUAUGUGGGCGUGGGCGGCAGUCUUCGCCCUCCUCUUCGCACGGGCGUGUGGGCGUGGUGGAAUUAAAGGAGAGCCGCGGGUGUUGACGCAGUGGCAGGCGAGGAAGGUGGUGCGAGAAGGUGACUUCGUUAAGUUGACGUGUCCGAUUAGCGGCCACCCCGACCCCCUAUACGAGUGGUUCAAGGACGGGGAGGCGGUGACGGAGACCUGGAAUCGCUACGUUUCGAAGAAGAAGAUCCUGCGCAUCAAGCCGGCGCAUAUGGAGGACGGAGGCUUCUUCACCUGUGUGGGCGUCAAUGGCUUCGGCAAAGUCAACACCUCCAUGUCACUCAUCGUGUUGAAGGACGGGGAGCCGGAAGGAGACCUGAUGAAGCCAGAACUGACGGAGGUGUGGCCAGAGGGCGUCCUCCAGCGCCGCCGCGGGGAGGGCCUCGUACUAACCUGCAGAGCGAGAGGCCUCCCCACCCCGACGGUCACCUGGUACAAGGACGACCUGCUGCUGAGCAAGGAAGGAGACCAGCUGACCUUCAGCAGCUUAGUGCCAACAGACUCGGGUCGCUACACCUGCAGGGCCAACUCGGCCCUCGGUGGCACCUCCGCCAACUUCACACUCCAGGUUGGAGAGCCGAGCGAAGAUCACGAGCUGGAGAUUAGUGAGGCUGUCAACACGACUGUGGUGGAGGGAGGCACGACGUCCCUCCAGUGUACUGUCCGCACCUCACAUCCUCCGAGUGUUCAGUGGCUGAAGGAGAUACAGGCGGAGGAAGCCGGCAAAGAUGGCACUGGAACACAGGCGCCCAACUCGACCCGGCAGCUGGGAGGCAGGUGGUUCCGUCGGGUACGAGGCGCGGGGGGCGUGGUGGCCCGCGGCGAGUCUCAUUACCUCUCCAAGCUCACCAUCGCCCACGCCACCCCGGGCGUCGCCGGCGUCUAUGUCUGCCUGGCGAUCAAUCCGCUCGGGUACUCCUUCAGAGAGGCCCACCUCACAGUCCUGCACAGCGAGGCUGACAAGCAGUUCCCUCCGGUGAGGCAGAAGGACCGGAGCGUCAACUGGCUCUUCCUGAUCAUCCCUGCAGUGGUGGUGGUGGUUGUGGUGGUGGGCGUGGUGGUGUGUCAGCUACGGAAAACCUCACCGGACAAGCCUGUGGGGGUGACACCGCCCACUCCGGUGCUGAAGGGGGACGAUGCCUCCGCCCUCACGCCCUUAAACCCGGAGUCCCACGCCCUUCCACGCCCACCCGACCUCGUUUAUCAGGAGGUGAGCAGUGGUUACCCCGGAGGCAGCAUCCGAGGCAGCACCAGCAACGGCGGUGGGGUCCUGCAGCAGCAGCAGCAGCAGCAGCAGCAGCAGGCAGCAGGACACUACACUGACCACUAUCCAUCGCCUUAUCCGGACUCCUACGUCGAUCCUGCUUACUCGGACCCGUACUCCGGGGAGAGAGGACCGACGCGCUCGUCCGACCAUAGCUACGCCCGCCUCACCCACCCAUCACAUCCUUCUCUAGCCUCCCACACCUCCCACACCUCCCACGCCUCCUCCAGCCCACACUUACCCCCUCCCUACGUCCACUCCCACGGGCAUGCGCACUCUCAUGCGCAUUCGCAUAGGCACCCGCAAUAUUUUGUUCACUAUAAUCUAUAGACUAUAAUGUUUUCCAAAACAAAUUCCCAACUAGUUGCAUAGAUAAUUUUUAACUUUAUACACCAAAUAGCGAGUUAAAAAAAAGUGGGGGGGAAACAGGGUUUAAUACCAGCAUGUAAGUACGUAGAGAGAACACUUGCUACCUCCACCUGCACUAGGGGAUAACGAGCACUCCAGCUGUGCCAUAGACCAUUUACAUAGAGAAAAUAUAUAUAUGUAUACCAGACAGAAUGUCAUACCUGAUGGAAACAUAGAUCUGAGAGAAAAGGUGAUUUCAAUGAAUAAUAAAAAGGAUGUUAUCAAUAAUAAUGGUGUACGAAUAAAGUAAAUGGGAUGAAUAAUGCGAAUGUGGGUUGUGAGUGAAGAAAAUGGGAUACGACGAAAAGAAAAUUGGAUGCGAUUGUAAUGAAAACAUGAUGCCUCUUUAUAGAAAGUGGGAAAUUAAGAAAAACACAUUCGACUAAACAAUAAAUGCAAUAUGUCGAAAACUUAAAUAUAACAAUUAAUGACACGGCUAAAGAAAAAAGAAAGAAAAUAAAAGCAUAAAGCCACUUAAAAUGGGCGCAAUAAAACGAGAUGCUCAGUUUUGGUCAAAGGAUUUGUAUUGUGCAUUAUAUAUACAUACAAAUAUUAUUAGAAUGAAGAAAAGUACAAAUCUGUACAAUAUCAGUCUAGUAGGCAGCAUAUGUGAUGGAAAUUCAAUAAAAAAAAAAACAAGAUAAAGCAAAAAACGAUGGGCGCUGAUUCACUAGUAAGGCGUCAGUAACAGCAAUAAUACAAAAUAAGAGUCUCUGUGAAUUCGCUUGUUUGUGGAGCGCAAUAUACCCAUCCUAGAGAGGACAGUGUGCGUGGGUAUACUCACGUACCCGUCCCAGAGAGGUCGCUGUGUGGGUGGGUAUACUCAGGUGCUCAUCUCUGUGUCUAGGUACGUGUAAAGAAAGACGUCAAAGACGGUAAGGCAAGGUAAAGAGAGGAAAAGUCGCCUUCAAGAUCACUACAUAUCACCUGGGAAGUCUCCACCUCCGAGUCAGAGAUCGUCAUCUGCCACUUAGAACAGCAUCCACUGUCACCUGAAGCAUCAUUGAAAAACAACCUUUAUGCGCACGUAAGUGUGGAGGCUGGGAACCAUCGCCUUCCUUUCUCCCUUACUAGAAAAAAAAAGUUUUAACGAGAUUGGACGCAUAUAUGUGUGUGUGUGUGUGUGUGUGUGUGUGUGUGUGUGUGUGUGUGUGUGUGUGUGUGUGUGUGUGUGUGUGUGUGUGUGU
Messenger RNA from Procambarus clarkii (red swamp crayfish), 2941 nucleotides. The record is from RefSeq and is a predicted model, not a curated record. NCBI's taxonomy places the organism in Eukaryota, Metazoa, Arthropoda, Malacostraca, Decapoda, Cambaridae.